GGGCGGGGGCGGAUCUGUGGCCUCCGGGCGCUGGGUCCCUGCCCUCGCAGUCGACCGCGCAGGGCAGCAGCGCCCCCGCGGAGCGCCGGGCGCGGCGCUCAGAGACGCGGCCCCGGGGCGGCGACCUGCGAGACAGAGCUCCGGCCGCAGCGCCCCGAUGGCGGAGCUGCUGACCCUGCUGAUUGGGGGCCUUGUUGGGGGGCUGCUGCUGCUGCUGCUGCUGAUCUGGGCCAGCUGCCGUCUGUGGAAGCGGCUCUGCGCCACCCUCUCCUACGAGGAGCUGCUGGAGACAUCUGCCCAGGCCACCCCCGCGGCCGCCGCCAGCCAACAGGGGGACAGGCUCCGCCAGCCCCAUGCCAGGACCCACGCGAGCAGGUCACCAGGUAUGCCAUUCAUGGUGCCCCCUUCCCUUGAAGGCCGAGACUGGAUGCCCCUGGACAGCAGAGAGUGGCUCCAGGCCCCACGGAAGCCCUGCCCGGCCUUGGAGCCCCUGCCCACCCCCUGCAGCCGUCCCCUCGGAGAGGCACAUGGACUGGGGGCCCUCAGCCCAGAGCUGUACAAGCUCCCGGAGGACAAGAGUGAGAGCGACUUCCCCUCCGGCUGCCGGGGGCGGCUCUGGUUCUCCCUGGAAUACGAGCAGGAGGCCGAGAGGCUGCUGGUGGGCUUGAUCAAGGCUCGGCAGCUGCGGGCUCCCUCGGAGACCUGCAGGCCCCUGGUGAAGCUGCACUUGCUGCCGGACGAGCGGCGCUUCGUCCAGUCCAAGACCAGGUGCAAAUCUGCCAACCCACAGUUUGACGAGCACUUCGUGUUCCAGGUGUCCAGCAAGAACAUCACCCAGAGGGUGCUCAGGUUCUCCGUGUACCACGUGGACAGGCAGAGGAAGCACCAGCUCCUGGGCCAGGUGCUCUUCCCCCUGAAGAAUGAGACCCUGGCAGGCGGCUGCCCACGCACCAUCUGGCGAGACCUGGAGGCCGAGGGCCUGGAGCCUCCCUCGGAGCUCGGCGACCUCCAGUUCUGCCUCAGCUACAACGACUCCCUGGGCCGCCUGACGGUGGUGGUGCUGCGCGCCAGGGGCCUGCAGCUCCAAGAGGACCAGGGCGUUGUGAGUGUGUUUGUCAAAGUGUCUCUGAUGAACCACAACAAAUUUGUCAAGUGCAAGAAGACUUCAGCUGUGCUGGGCUCCACCAACCCCGUGUUCAACGAGACCUUCAGCUUCCAGGCCAGCGCUGCGGAAAUGGACACUGCCAGUCUCAGCCUGACCGUGCUGCAGAGCGUCAGAGGAGCCGGUGAGGCCAGCCCCCUGCUGGGCUGUGGGGCCACGGGGGCAAGGGAGGGGCUGCUGAGGGCAGUCAGAGCGAACCCCUGACCUCAGAAGGAGCUGUGCAGUCUCUGUUUCCUGGGUAAGAUGACCGGUGCUCAGAGAGGCUGCGAUUCUUACCCGAGGACACACAGCUUUCCAGCAGGAGGGCUGGGAGUCAUGCCCAGCACUAGUCCAGUGGGACCUGGUCUGGGUUCCCCCUAGGACGAGGUGGGGGGAGGGAGGCUGCCUAGCAGCAGGUGUCCUCGUGCCUUCUGGAGGAGCUGGUUGGGUGCCUGGCAGGUAACCGCAGCCAGCUCUGACCCACUGUUCCCCCAACCUGGCGUCCGCUGUCACCGUCCCAAGAGCUGGACUUAAGUCCCUUCUCUGCUGUGGCAUUGGGUGGGUGCGUUUUACUGUUGGAAGCACAAAGGGACUUAAAGGUUCGUGGGAAAAUGGAAUUAAAAGGUAAGUCUAUUUUGAUGCGAAGAGUUUUUUCAUAAUUGCCGACUUGUUAAAGAUUGUUUGCGUGCAGUGGCUGGUGAGAUGCCUUCUUUCUGAAGGGGCUCUUAAGGGGGCUUACCAAGGCCUUCGGGAGGGUGAGGGGCAGAUGGGUGGCCCGGCAGGCUCUCCUGGGUGGGGAGGGGGCUCACCGCUUCCUGCCAGUGGAGGACAGCGCACGUGGCACUGGGGACGCUGCUGGGUUGCUGGGCUUCUGCACCCAGGAGCCUAACAGCACUCUCCCUGCCUGCAGAGAGCUGUCCACUGGGCCGGGUCGUGGUGGGCCCCUACAUGUACACCCGCGGCAGAGAGCUGGGACACUGGGAUGAGAUGCUCCGCCAGCCCAAGGAGCUGGUGAGGCGCUGGCACGCACUCUGCCGCCCCUU
Molecule: messenger RNA, 2184 nt
Organism: Oryctolagus cuniculus (rabbit)
Lineage: Eukaryota; Metazoa; Chordata; Mammalia; Lagomorpha; Leporidae
Source: RefSeq, a predicted model, not a curated record